GCGGUGAGUAGUCUUGUAGCUUGUGUAAAUUACACGUUGUUUGAGAAAGAGGACUUUGACUCGACCGUUGCCUUUGAUUUAUUUCGUAGACUUCAAGCCCCGAGUGGGAGCGAGAGAGCGUCAAGUAUUCCUGUACAACUAAAACUGGAAUUAUCACUUUCAUCCAAAUUGGAACUUUCCAAAAUAGUAAGUAUUUGUGUGUUGCUUGGAACGACUGUGAAACAAUGUCGCUCUAAUUAAGGCCUACAUUUGACUGUUAACCUUUAGCUUGUGAUAUAUUAGGGCGUUGAAUUGAUUGAUUUACAAGAUUUAAAAGUACUAUAGAACAUUCUUUGCGUGUGACUUUCAAAAAGAGAAGGAUAAUCUUUCUCAUAGAAAAGUUAGUAAGCCAGUUACACAUUUUAGUUUUGUCUCCAUGACAGGUGAUAGUAGUACGUUUGUGUUUUGAUUUAGUUCCUGUGUGAUGGAUCGUUGAAUGUUCUGAGUUUCGUUCUAUUUCAAUGACUCCUAAAUUAAUGUACGAGGAAAGAAAAUUUUUGCGAGGUUUGGGCAGUCGUUAGUAAAGUACGUCUUCCUUACGAUGUGAGUUCUCAAAACUCGACACACAAGCUAUUUACAUAUAUCUUCUUUUCAUUUGUUUUCAUUCAUUAUUCCCAAAACUUUCGGAAGAUCUUAAAGUAGAGAAAACUAUACUCUUAUGACCUGCUACUCAACCGAAUUCUAAAUAAUUUUAUUUUUUCCUUCUAUAAUCAUAUUUGCCGUAGUAUGAUAUUGCAUUUUAGGUUUUAUAACGUAUAUAAUGUUUUUAAGUUUUAAUUUCGCAAGACCAUUUUGAAAGAUCACCACAUGUGAAGAGUCACCUAAGUAACUUAUGUGUAAGAAAGCUAUGAGGUCUUGAUACACCUGCCUCAAAUGUAACAUUCUUAAAUUGCAAAUUUUUGAAUCAGCUCUCAUGUUAAAAUUAUUGGUAGAGAGCAAAUGGUCAAAAAUGACAUACAAAAUACAUGUAGGAACAUGGGGUAAAAUAGACAAUCUUUGUGCGAGAAUCCUACUUUAAAAAAUACUUUCUAGAGGCCUACUUAGAGAGUAGACAUCUAGAAAUUGUCUGUGGGUGCUCUGCUGGAAUAUUUCUGGCUCCUUCAUUUACGGAAACAAAAUGUUGCCUAGAAUAUACAUGUACACAUAUCUUGCAUGUCUCCUUUUGCUGCUGUUGUUUAACCUUAUCACAUGAGAUAUUUUCACUUCAAGACCAAACAAUGGCCAUAGAGGAGACUAGUACAGCAUUAGAAUGACUUAACAACUUGACAACCAAGACCACAAUUUUUUCAGCAUCAUCCACCCACUUAAAACUUUAAGAGAACCUUGCUCCAGCUUAAUUAAACACAGCUGACAGUUGAGAUGAAUGGAUAACUGUAUACGAAGUUUGUUGUAGCUCAAAUUUUACCUUGGUUUAAAGUUUUUUAAUGGAAACAAAGGAAUAUUUAAGUCCCAAGAAAUUAGUCUUUUAUUUGAUUUUUUAUUUGCCUCAGAUAAUUCAUCCACCUAGUCUGACUGGGCUGGAUGGCUUAACUUGAUAAUCUUUAACCUGAAUCUCCAUAGAAUGAAUGAAAAAAGUUUAAAGAAUCUUUUUAACUCAAAACUUUCAUUACUACUCGUCCUUGUUGGCAUAGUCAUAGAACAUUCUUGAAAAACUCAAAUAAUUUUUGCUGUCUUGAAAUUUAAUACUCAAAGACAUCUCCCUCCCUUCUGUUUUCACUCUCUCUUUUCUGAAUUCUUAAACACUCAAUAUGGCUCAAGUUUUUAGCAUAAGUAUUAUGAAAUCAAGAAUGGGGAGAAUUUUUUGAGGAUUUCACAGUCUACGCACAUGUUCAUGGAUAUUUAUCUCAAGUUUAAUCCCUACAAAAAAAGGAAGAUUGGUCUCAAAAAAUAGACUCAAUGCAUUUGGCAGUACACGUAUAUAAAAUGAAGGACAAAUUUAGAAAGGAGAUACCAAUAUUUUGAUAAAAGUUUACUUUAAACUUGAUAUUGUUAAAAUUUUUAAUAUCCUGUGGCUUUUCACCAUAUGCAAGUUUGUUUGUUUACCAACUAAUGGAGUUUUUCCUAAGUGUUUGCUUAUUUUGUCAAACCUGUUUUGUUAUUCUCACCCACAUGAACUAAACCUGAUUUUAAUAAUUUACUCUAAAUGGUUUUGACAUGUGCUCACACCUGUUACCUGUUCAAGUGUCAAUACUUUUAGCACUUGUUUGCCUGGAAAAAGAGAAUCCAAAAUAUUUUAACAAAAGGGUAUGAAUUUUGGCCAGAUUACCUGAUAUUUCUGACAAAUUAAUCAAAACAAUUUGCAUAUUUUUGUGUCAGAUUCUAGAUUUUUACAUUUCUAAGAGUCUUUUUGGCCCUGAAGAAAUUUAGUGUUAAAGUACAGUUGGAUAAAACUGAAAAUUGCUUGAUAUGUAUCUUCUUCCCAUCAAGUGGCUCUUGAUUCCUUAAAGCUUAAUACAUUAUAGAUAGAUCACUUUUUUACUUUUACUAUUGCAACUAAAAUUAUACUUAUGAUACAAAUGGCAUGUUAACAGAGAAAGAAGCAGCAACAAAAAUUUAGGGGUAUCUCUUUAGGUAUAGAAGUACCUGUACUUUAGCAGUGGGCACUAAACUGCAUCACCACAGUUGUGACUCGGUUCUUGACAGUAUUAGCUCUAAAUUUUCAGAUAAAUGGAAGAUGUUCAAGAUGUUAUUUUUUAUUACUAUCUUCUGGGAGUAAAGAGAUACACCACAUCAUAGUUUUUCAUUAUGUUUAUCUUCAAUUACCUUUCUUUCAGGAUGAUGUUAAACAGUCUGAAUCAUCCAAGGAUACACCAGUUCUACUGCAACAAUCAUCAUCAGCUUUGCCUUCUUCCUCAUUACACCUCGAAGAGCUUCUUACUCCAAAGGUGGCUCCUGCCACUCCAAGCUAUGAUACAGAGUCUACUGCAACCACAAUCAUUGGUAGUACCAUUGCAUUUAAUCCACAGGCAAAUGGUCAUGUGUCAUCAUCUGUGAUCCUUAUUCCUCCCAGUAAUUCUGGUCAGGUUCAGGCAUCAGACCCCAUGGUUGGUGUUGAGGAAAGAAGUCAGUUUGAGCCUUUCCCUACAAAAGAACCAGAAGUUUUGAUAUCAGUUCUGGACAUUGCGUGAGUUGAUUUUACUAUAUAUUUUGUGCCCUACAUAAAACAGUUUUUUCUUCUUUUUCUGCUACUUGAUAAGGCUGAAAUAAAAAUGAUUUCAUCAGUAUUGUGCAGUAUUGUCUUUUGUUCUUCUUUAGACAGUGUUGUAGAACUGUAUAUUAAUACAUUAAGAUGCAUGUGUGUGGCUGUUUAGAAACUAGAUACCUUUAAACUGUUAGAGAAGCCUUAAUAGUGAGGUCAUUGUGCUUACCUUUAUAAAAUGGACUGUUCUCUAAAAUGGACACUUUGCUCUGUCUUUUCAGUGUUCAAGACAACAGCAAAGUUAAACUCUUUUCUGAAUUUCUUAUUGAACCUGAGGUAGUAAGGUCAUAGUAGCCAAUUUUUUUGCGGAUUGUUUUCUUUUGGGAAUUUAUUUUGGGAGAUUUAGGACAAUCCGUUCUAGCUUACAAGCUAGACUGCAAAAUCUCUACGCCAGAUGGUUAAAUUAAUAGUUUUUGACUCAGGCAAUUUUGCAAUUUUGUAGCCCUCCAACUCCAAUUAGUAACACACCAGUUCCCACUCCACCUACUCCAGCUACAGUUGCAAAGGAAGAUGAAGACAGCAUUACAGCUGAUUUAAAUCAGGCAGAGGAAGAAAAUAAACCAAAGGAAGAUGAGAUGCCAUCAUUUGAUGAAUUCAAAAGGAGAGUUUUGCAAGAAGAAGAAGAAAAGAGCAAACAACAGACUGCCCAGAAUACUAGUGGAACUGCACACAAACCCAAACCCAAAAAGGUAAAGGAGAGAAAACAGAGCAACUAUGCAUCUGUGGAUUGUGGCGCCAAGAUUCUGGAUCACAAUAAGGAGGCUUCUAAUGCUGACAGUGUUUUAGUGGAGAACAAGGACUUGUAUAUGUUAAAUCCAUGCAGUGCUAAAGUGUGGUUUGUUGUUGAGCUUUGCGAUGUAGCUCAUGUUAAGAGCAUUCAGAUUGCCAACUUUGAACUGUUCUCUUCAACGCCAGAAAGCUUUCGGGUUUACGUCAGCACAAGGUAUCCAACAAGAGAAUGGACAAUGCUUGGAACCUUUGAGGCUCGCGAAGAACGAUCAAUACAAACAUUUCCUUUAGAUGAACCAAUUUAUGCCAAGUACCUUAAGGUAAAGUGUGUACUAUUUACAUUUAUAUUAUGUGUACCAUUUAUAUUUAUAUUAUAUUAAGUAUUAAGUGAUGACACAUAUGAAUCAAAUCAGACUCAGUAGACAAAAAAGUUACUAGAAGUCCAACAGUCACUUUAUCCAAAUUUUAAUGAUUGCUUCACUUUCAAGCACAGAUUGAAAUGUUGAGUCACUUUGUUUCAGAGCAUUGGUCAGUAAUGAAAGAAGUUGCUGGUAGCACAAAAGUCACUUUAUCCGAGUUGUAAUGAUUUCUUCACCUGUACAGGUUGAGAUGUUGAGUCACUUUGGUUCAGAACACUACUGUCCACUUAGUCUUCUGCGUGUUCAUGGCAGUAGCAUGAUGGAAGAGCUUGAAGAUCAUGAGAUUGGGGGACAAGAUGACAGUGAGAACUCAGAGAGUGAACAAGAUAUUCCAGUCUUGCCUCCUGAACCCGGGUCAAAGGCUCAAGAUGAACCCAAAGAGCCAAACUUUCUUGAGCGCGCUGCUGAUACUGUUAUGAAUAUUGUCAAGAAAAUUGCUGGAAAGGAGGAUGAAAAUAGAAAUGGUAGUGAAAAAGGAGAGCAGUAUGAUCAUCCCUUAGAAUCUGUUACCAGUGGUGGGACAGCUUCCAGUGAGAUUGAAUCCAAACAUAAACAUAAAAUUGUUACUCUUGUUGGUCAUGAAGAACUUGAAGAAAACCAAGUGGAAAACAAGACUAAUGAUGGCAGCAAUACUCUGGUAAAAGAACAUCAUGAAGACAAGAGGACUUCUCAUACACAAGAACAAAAACCAUUAUCUGUUAACAGUAGCAGUCAAAAGACCUCACUGUGCGAGGAUACGGAAAGUGAUUCUAAAUCAAAAACAACGUGUACAGCUUUGACUCCUUGUCAGUCGUUUGCCCAAGUGAUUGGCCAAUAUUGUUUAGGAUGUUUCAUGGGACAAUUGUUGUUCUCCAAGAGUGGAUAUGAGAAGUCUACAUUCCUAGUGAAUGCUGUAAAGGAUAAAAGAACUAAUCUAAGUCCCAUUCAGAAAUCAAAAUCUGAUGAGAAAGAUGAUGAUUCCUCUGAAAGCCAACAAGAAGGAGAACAAGGAGAAUGGGACAAACUGGUGAUACAGGACAACAGCAAAGAAAAGAAAUCUGUAAGUGAAAGUAUCAUGCAGCAGAAUGCCCCAUCUGAAGAAAAAAGUCCACAAUUAUCUGUCAACAUUCCCAGCUCAUCCCCCAGCAAUUUGGAUGGAAAAAGUGGAGUUACUGUUUCUAGUCUGUUAAAUGUUGAAGAUACUGUCUCUGUCUCCUCCAAAAUUGUAAAACCUAGUUACUCAGGGAGCCCUUUGGAUGUGAAAGGUGAAAUAUCCGACAUCAAAACACCUUCAUUGGGGAAAAUUUCAGUUGUUUCCGAAGCACCUUUGAAUUCUGUGCAGUCAUCAUCUUCUUCCUCUGUGACACUUCAAAGUUUAGAGUUACCUGUCAUUAAAGAACCCGAAGGCAGUAACAGUCUAGAACCAGUAGAUGGUAAUAAUGUACAGGAACCAACCACUCAUGGAAGUUUGUCAUCAGUUAGUCUGUCAUCUACCCAUGACAGGGAGCCUACCUUGUUAGUACUGAAGAAUAGGUUUAAAGAAGUCCCAGAAUCUUCUCAGUCAGAUGUGAACCCUUUUCUUAAAGCUGAAGAGAAGAAGGAGCCUGAUACACCAGAUGAAUUAAGGGGAAAUAAAGACAAUGAAGUCAGUGCAACACCAACAGAAUGUAAAUCUCUAAAUUCUCUACACACUGUGCCAUUUUCGUCUCCAGAUAUUGAUGUCUUGGAGACAAAACUCACUGAUAAAGAAGGGCGAGAAGGAACUGCUCAGCUGCCUGAAGAAACUCAGGCUGAGAUAGACAACCUUUUACCAAAUGAGAAAAGUGAAUCAAAAGAUAAAGAAGGGCAGGUGACUGAUUUUUCAAAUAAGAUUGUAGAACCUGAAGAGUCAGGAGACAAAGGGAUUCUUCCUAACAUGGAAAGCCAGGAUAGAGCUGGUAUUGGUGAAAGCACAAUAUCAAUUACAGUGGGGGAGUCCCAAAGUGUCAGUCCAACAGUUCAGCCUGGUGCUGGGUCUAUAACUGACCCUGGUGACCAGUCUGAGUCUGUUCUUCCAUUGCCAGCUCCCCCCAUAGCUAGUGCAAGUAGCCAUGAAUUUAUUGCUGCAGCUUCAUCAGACACCAAUCUGGAUGCCGCUAUGCUUAGUAAAACACAACACCAAGCAUCAGGCUCAUCAGCUGGUGUGGCAUCAGCAGUUGGUUCUGGAGUACAUAAGGAGUCGAUUUUUGUGCGACUUAGCAACAAGAUCAAGGCCUUAGAGCAGAACCUCAACAUGAGCACUCUUUACAUGGAACAGCUAAAUCAGAGGUGAGUCUAUCAUGCAAGGAAGUAUUGAGGGAACAGGGUUGGUAUUGGUCUUAAAAAUGUAGGUUGUUUUUUUUCAGUUUUGGAGAGGUUUUGUCAUGCAUAGACUGAAGAGUCCUGGAAAGUGCUGGCAAGUCUCAGAAAGAGUUAGUUCUUGUUGGAAAGCCCUAUAGGGAAAAACAAAGACUAACAUCUGGAGUUGGUGUUAAGCUAUGAUAUCAUUACAUUUUAAAGUCAUGAAAUAAAUAUAUUAGAGUCCUGGAAAAGUCCUUGAAGACAUUUUCAUAAAAGAUGUUCAAACUUUUGGGAAUGAGGUUGAGAGGUUGUGAGUUGUGGAAAAACUUGUGAACUACACCCCCUCCCCUCCCCCCCCCUUUACCCCCCCCCCCCCCCAUUCCCUCUGUCUGUAGAGGUUAUUUUUAUUGGACCUUACUGCAAUCAUACAAUGUGCAGUGAGGAAAUUUGGAUUGUGUGUUUGGUCUUUGAUGUGUAUUGUUUUUUUCAUUUCAUAUCUUUUACGUAGUGUUCGUUGUUCCUUAAUAGAAAACAUUUCAGAAUGAAAUAAACACAGCACAGUUAAAAUGUCAUCUUGAUGUCAAUUUUAAUUUUUUAAAAAAAACAUAUAUAUGAAAUAAGGAUUUGUUAAAUAGUUGUAUGGGAAUGAAGUAGUAACCAUGCAUAAACAGUUCUACAUAUAGGGUGUUUAAAACAGCAGAGUCAACUAAAAUUACCUGCGCUGUAAUGUAGUACAAGUGCAUGUAGUUGAGUAGUACUGUUGCCCAAUACUGUCCAAUUGUUUACAACAUCUUAAAGACCAGACAGUCUAACUUUCCCUGAAACUUUCUCUCAGGAGUGAGAAGUGUGUAGUGUAUACUAAAACUUUUACUUGAAUCACUUGUGAGGAUAUCAACAUCAUUGUUAGAUUAUGCUGGUAUGUUUCCACUAACUUUACAUGCUAAAUAUGAGGUGGGUUAGCUGCAAAUAGUGGGUUGACUUAAAUAUAAGUACACCGUAUGCAGUGUACAUUAAACUGUCAAGUAUUUAAGCCUUGGAAGGUAACAUUUUCUUUUUUUUCUAUUGAGUUACUCUGUUUUAUUCACAAGCCUUUUUUCUGAACACAGGUACCGGAAAUCACUGGAUGAUCUUCAAAAAAGCUCGGACAAAAAAGUUGCCUUGUUGACAAAUGCCACAAAGAAAGCAGAAACUGUGGUAUGUAUACUUAUGAAAAUUAUGAGUUGAUUUUUAAAUUCUGGGAAAUGGUGUGCCCUAUUGCUUAGCACACUUCAAAAUUUAGGAUACAAGAUACAUUUCUUUCAUGAUUUUCUCUCCCCCCAGUAAUAUAAAUCUUCUAAGACAUUUUGGUGUGUAGUAUCGCUGAGUAUUUUAUGAGUUGUGCCUAUAGGGAGAGUAAAAUACAACAAAGAGUAAAAAUAACAAGCACUACUACACACCAAAAUGUCUAAUAAGCUGUUUAUUAUCCAACUGCUUUUUUUUCUGCUAAGUGAUUAUGCUCAUUUUUUAUAUGUUGGGAAAAACAAAGUGGAUAGAGAAGCAUAGCAAACACAACCGACUGUUUAAACAGAUUUUUUUUUACAGUACGAUAUCACAGGAUAUCUGUACUCUAUUGGCACAAUAUUUUUUACUCUACUUUGUGCAGUUGGAUACUACUGUGUGUAUAUGUAACUGUCAUGAAAGUUGGACAAAAUGUCUACCUGCAAUGGACUAUUUUUCCACCCUAAGGGGGGGAUGUCAAAACAGUUCUAGUCACCUUAUCCUUCACAAACUGUAGUAAUGGCCACUGUGUGUGCCACUGGAUGGAGAGCAGCCUCAACCAUUUUUCAUGUGGUAAAAAGAAGAAACUGUGGUCUGUCUACAGAUGAAAAUUAUCAGUUAAAUUUUCCAGUUGUAUGGGUAACUUUUUUUUUUGGGGGGGGGGGGGGACUUUACUGCUCUGGUUUAACCAACAGUCCAGCACAUAUCUGUGUAUUUUAAGGUUGUUUAAUGCUAUAGUUCAUGCAUCACUUUGUUGAUUAACCCUUUAACUCCCAAGAUCUGAUUAUUAAUUUUCCCCUCCACAUUUUGUUACACAAUUCCUGGCGAAUAAGUUAGGCGAAUUUGGUAUUAAAUCAAGAUAUCAACUUCAACCUGAUAAGUUUGGGUAUUCUCUUUUUCCCUUUGCUUGAUAAUGUACAGAUAUUAUAGAGAGAAGUUUCAUGUUAAUCACUUCCAGGAGUUAAAGGGUUAAGUAAAUUUUACUUACAGAUUAACAACCAAAAGGAACAAAUUGCCAAACUGCAGUCUGAGCUCGGCAAUCUUACCAGUAUGAUGGUGGAAAUGAAGGCUCGCAUGGAUCCUCUAAACAAGGAAGUUAUGGAGAGGCAUGUGAUUGGUCUGUGUAUAGAGAUUGCUUUGAUCUUGUUAUUGUUUUUGGUGUUUACUAAGAGGAACAACAAUAAUAACAGCAACAACAUUCCUGAGGCCCGAGGGGAAUCUGGCCACUUCGUGAAUGGCAAGGGCCCCCCUAGGUUUGCAAUUGAAGAUGAUCAUAACAAGACCAGUACAAUCCACCCAACAGGCAAGUUAGAUGUACAUUAUAGAUGUAUUUGAUACUGAAGAAUACACAGUUUACAAUUACAGGGGCAUAGACUUAAUCAAUCUUUAUUUUGUACCAAAUUAAACAUAAGAAUCUCACCCUUUGGAAUAAUUGUUGUGUGGUGCCAUCCUUCUUGUGAAUCAAAAUAGAUAAAAGUACGAAGAUGGGUUGUAAAAUUUAUCUGGCAUAUUCAUGAUUGGUUGUUCUUCGUCAAUUGACGGAUAGGAAUUUUUUUUUGUUUUUAAGCAGGGGUGGGAGGGGGGGUGGGGGGGACUGUAGAGCCUUGGAGAAAAAUAUUAUAACCAAGUACAGUAGGAACUCAUUUAAAUGAAGCUUAGAUAAAACAUCCUCUCUGGUGUAAGGAAAGGGGCUUUACCACAACAAAACCUUUGGAAGAUUAUUUACUGUACCUCCACUGAAUAGAUUGGAGUUUCUUGGUAUAUUGGAUUUGUUUAGUGACAUUUGUUUACCUAUGAAAAAACAGGUUUUAUAUUAAGAGUUCAUUAGAAUGUUUAGAUAACUUUUUGGUCAUUUUUUAUUUUUUUUAGCCUGUCUCAGUGGAAGAGAGCAGCUCCUUCGUAGUUUUGGAAAACCCUCAGAACCGGAGUCUGUUGGUUCUAGUAAUAUUGCAGAUGGUCAUGAGAACAAACUAAACAAGGUCAGAUAAAACUCAUAUCGUCAGUGGGGAGAAAUUCCAAAGUUUGCCACAAAAUGCACAUUAACCCAUCAGUUGCUACAUCACAGCUAAUGCAUCUUGAAAAAUUUACCUCUAAUUUUUUAAUUUUUUUUUUAUUAUUUUCUGUCUGUCUUAAUCUUCUUUACCAUUGAUCAUUCCAGUUCAUUCAAAGUGUUUUUUGUUUGUUUGAUUGUUUGGUUGUUUUGUUUUAUUUUAUUUUACCAUACUUGUAUUUGUGGUCUUUCUGUUAUUCAGGUGCAGAUAAUUUUUGACGCUAGAGCAAUUACUCAAACGCGAAGUCAAGAUGAUUUAUGCAAAUUAGUAUUGAGAUUUUAAGUAUUAAACCGAGGGAAAAAUUUUGUCCUUGCAGGCAGAACCGUUCAAUUCUAAUGACAGUAAGAAGAGACGUAACCGCAAACGCAAAGUAUCCAGUCCCGAGCCUCCCUCAGACAGUACUUCUUGUGCUGACACGCCUAGUCCUGGUAGUUUUCUCAGUCGAACCGCUGGCUUACUCUUCUCGAGUGCUCGUGGACUCUUUGGUAGUUUUCACAAUCCAUGGAAAUUGAAGAAGCCAUCGACUGUGCAUAGCGAUCCUAUCCUCUCUACAAGAUCGGGAGACUGCCUCGUUGGUGAAACGGAAAGACUGAGGCAUCCUGUGCUAUUAAGAGCUAGGAGUCUAGACUCAGUUCCAGAGGAGACACCUUCACAAAGACUUGCACCUCCGCCCACACCACCCCCUCUCCCACCGGAGUUUGGGGUCGUGUUUAAGCGCCCCCCUGAUUGUUAUUACUCCAAGAAGACCGGUGUUAGGAACAUAACCCCUGGCCCGCUAAAAUAUGGAAAAUAUGGCGUCUUAGAUUCCCAGCUGGCGUAA
Messenger RNA from Pocillopora meandrina, 10812 nucleotides. Lineage: Eukaryota; Metazoa; Cnidaria; Anthozoa; Scleractinia; Pocilloporidae. The record is from the annotation of a GenBank genome assembly.